AUGGUGAAUGGAUGGAAGAUGAACUUCUUCUUGAUGAUGAAUGGAAUGGAGAUGAAGAUGCAUGUGAUGCUCUUUUGGCUAACUUUGAGUGGUAGUGAUGGAGUAGUGGUGGUGGUGGUGAUGAAGUUUAUGGUGGUGGACGAUGGUAGUUGUGGUGAUGAUGAUAGAGGAGAUGGAGUAGUAUGGGCCUUGUUAUUUCCAAACAACAAUGUAGACUAUUCUCAGACUGGAUUGACCCAAUACCCUACUAGUGGUUCGAUGAUGUAUACAAGUGAAAGGACUUUGCCUGAAGAGCAAACUAAUCUCCAAGUCUUGUUCAAAACAACCUUAAUCACUUAUCAUCAGAAUUACAAUUACAGUUCAAUGAUGAUGAACAGAAACGGCAUGCUAUGGCAGAACUACAGCAUUCAGACUGCUCCAUCAACAUCAAACGGAUCAAAUUACAAUGAACAAAAAACCCAAAAAGCUCUCUCCAGAUCUUCACAAAAAUACUUGAUAGAAUUUCAGAUCCCGAUCCACCGACAAUGUCAACCACCGUCCCCCCGUCCUCCCGAUCUCCACCACCUCUGUCGCCGCCGCCGGAUCCAUCGAGUCCCAGGCCUCCCAGCCUCGGAUCGCCACCCUGGCCUUCCGCGCCUUCAUCAACCACAUCACCGACACCGUCCGCAACGGCCUCUCCCAGCGCCGCCCCUGAGCCGAGCUUGCCGACCGCUCCGCCUUCGCCAAGCCCGAGUCCUUCUCCGCGUCCGCGUCAACUACCUCGCCGUCGUCGCCCUCAUCGUCACCGUCUCCCUCUUCACCCACCCCUUCUCCCUCGGCCUCCUCGCCGCCUGGCUCUUCCUCUACCUCUUCCGCCCCUCCGAUCAGCCCCUCGUUAUCUUCGGCCGGACUUUCUCCGACACCCAAACCCUAAUGGGCCUCGUCGACCUCAGCGUCUUCGUCGUCUUCCUCACCUCCGUCGGGCAAGGGAUUGAAGAGAUUUCAUACUGUGUUUGUAGAGAGCGAGGUUGCGAAUCACCUCGGAUGAAAGAAGCCAUCGACCAUCAAAAUUCGUUCCUCGUGCUUCAACCCGAGACCAUGGAGAAGCUCCAGCGACAACACAAUCAGCACUGAGUAGGAGGCUGAAACCAUGGCAGUGAUUGAACCUAAGUUGAUUUCAGCAAUCGAUCCCCAGAAAGUUGAAAUAAAAUGAAUAAUAUCAAGAAUCUGAUCAAUUUCAAUUCCGGAACUGCAAAGAAGCAAUAGGACUGGAUACUGGACCAUGAAUAGAAGCAAUUGUUGACCGGGAAAAAAAAAAAGCAAUUGAAACUCUGACUCUGAUUCCUACCCGUUGGUCCCACCAUGUCAGAAUUGCAAAGAAGCCACGCUCAGCAAAACUGAGACAAUUAAGGGGAAAGCAACCCCUCUACAGGGCACUGACCCAAAAAAAAGUGGCUACAGCGUGGCAAUUACCUAUUGACACGCACAUGUGUGUCCUUUGGCCCAAAUAUGUCACGAAUGUGUAUGUGGCCAUUGCCAAUAAUUGUAGUAGUGUUAUGUUAUCAGAUUAUGU
Messenger RNA from Rosa rugosa (rugosa rose), 1552 nucleotides. RefSeq lists its product as uncharacterized. Gene Ontology annotation, biological process: vesicle-mediated transport. The record is from RefSeq and is a predicted model, not a curated record. Bases 1 to 1113 code for a protein of 370 amino acids. Gene Ontology annotation, cellular component: endoplasmic reticulum; Golgi apparatus. The transcript has 6 exons. Lineage: Eukaryota; Viridiplantae; Streptophyta; Magnoliopsida; Rosales; Rosaceae.